UCGGUUUCCUCACUGUCCAAGCCGCAAAUGAAGCCAUGUUGGACAUAAGCCGUGGCUUUGCUCUCCGUUGCAAGUCCCAUUUAUAAGGGAAUCAUACAGCUGAGUUUCUGCACAACUCACCACCCCAAUGACCAACUCAAGCUCAGCCAACUCUAAUGCUCACAACGGCGUGCGCGGCGCCAAUGGAGUGAUCAUCGGCCGUCGCAUCAUCGACCAGGUCGCCUAUAUCAACAGUCUCCCUCGGAGCGAGCCUGUCCAGCAGACGCAGCAGCAGCAGAAGCCCGCGGACUCGGACGCUCGCCGGGGAUUUGCGAUGCCUGAGCAACAGGCGAUUUAUGGGUACACCACCCCGCUGCCCCUUCCCCCUCGUCGGAAUGCAAACACCAAGCAACAGAAACAUUGA
Molecule: messenger RNA, 403 nt
Organism: Mycena citricolor
Lineage: Eukaryota; Fungi; Basidiomycota; Agaricomycetes; Agaricales; Mycenaceae
Source: the annotation of a GenBank genome assembly